Molecule: messenger RNA, 2390 nt
Organism: Scomber japonicus (chub mackerel)
Lineage: Eukaryota; Metazoa; Chordata; Actinopteri; Scombriformes; Scombridae
Product: transcriptional enhancer factor TEF-3-like
Exons: 12
Coding region: 1-1482 (493 amino acids)
Biological process (GO): regulation of transcription by RNA polymerase II; hippo signaling; embryonic organ development
Cellular component (GO): transcription regulator complex
Molecular function (GO): DNA-binding transcription factor activity, RNA polymerase II-specific; RNA polymerase II cis-regulatory region sequence-specific DNA binding
Source: RefSeq, a predicted model, not a curated record
AUGGCCGGCCAGCCGGACGCUUCACAGGAAGCGUUGUGGAACAUCAGGGGGCUCAGAGGAAGAGCGAAGGGGGAGCCGGACUUGCUGGAGAUUCUUACUCACUCCUUACAACACAUUGACUCACUCAACAGAUCACCCCAACCCAUUCCCAACCUCCCAAUCGUUGCACUGCCUGCACAUUCCCCUUUCUGUCUUCCCACCACGUCUGCAGAGUGGGUGCCAGCUCCCUCCCCCAGGGGUGGGAGUGAGGAGCUGGGGGACAGCCUCGACAAACCCCUGGAGAAUGAUGCGGAGGGUGUGUGGAGCCCUGACAUUGAACAGAGCUUCCAGGAGGCCCUGGCCAUCUACCCACCCUGUGGCCGCAGGAAAAUCAUCCUCUCUGAUGAGGGCAAGAUGUACGGACGAAAUGAAUUGAUAGCACGGUACAUCAAACUUCGCACUGGAAAGACGCGGACCAGGAAGCAGGUGUCUAGUCAUAUUCAGGUUCUAGCACGACGAAAGGCCAGGGAGAUCCAGGUGAAGCUGAAGGACCAGGCUGCCAAAGACAAGGCACUGCAGAGUAUGGCCACCAUGUCCUCAGCCCAGAUCAUCUCACCCACAGCCUUCCAGAACAAGAUGGCGCUCCAGGGCCUUUCUAGGCCGGCUUACCCCACAACUGGUGGGUUUUGGCAUGGGACACUCCCAGGACAGCCAGGAGGCCAUGAAGACAUUAAGCCCUUCUCCCAGCAGAGUUACGCCAUGCAAGCGUCCGGCCCGGCCCCCAUAACAGGUUAUGAAAGCACAGCAGGGCUGUCCAUGUCUCCCGGUGCCCCCCCUUGGCAGGGUAGAAGUAUUGCCAGCUCCAAGCUGCGAAUGCUGGAGUUCUCCGCCUUCCUGGAGCAACCUCAGGACCCAGAGACUUUCAACAAGCACCUGUUUGUGCACAUUGGCCAGUCCAACCCCAGCUACAGCGACCCCUAUCUGGAGUCGGUGGACAUCAGGCAGAUCUACGACAAGUUCCCAGAGAAGAAAGGAGGCCUAAAGGAGUUGUUUGACAAAGGGCCACACAACGCUUUCUUUCUUGUCAAGUUCUGGGCGGACCUCAGUAUAAACCUGCAGGAUGACAGCAGCUUCUUCUAUGGCGUUUCCAGUCAGUAUGAGAGCUCUGAGAACAUGAUUAUCACCUCAUCCACCAAGGUCUGCUCCUUUGGCAAGCAGGUGGUGGAGAAAGUAGAGACGGAGUAUGCACGUUUUGAGAACGGGCGCUACGUAUUUCGGAUCCACCGUUCCCCUUUAUGUGAAUACAUGAUCAACUUUAUCCACAAGCUAAAACACCUGCCGGAGAAGUACAUGAUGAACAGUGUACUGGAGAACUUCACUAUCCUACAGGUGGUGACUAACAGGGACACACUGGAGACCCUGCUGUGCAUAGCCUAUGUCUUCGAGGUGUCCACCAGUGAGCAUGGCGCACAGCAUCACAUCUACAGGCUAGUCAAAGACUGACACAGUCACCCAGUUGGAACUUACCUGCUCUAGACCUAUUGUAGCACCUCAGUGAGCAACAACACCAAACAAUGGACUACUUCCUCCGUAAGCUUAAAGCUGAAACUACACAACUCGGUCAGGAGCCCAGAAAGACACUGGCGUUGUCAGCGUGCACAGGAACACUACUACUGCUGAGGGAGAGGUGGAUUUAGAACUGUGGAAGCUGAAACAGGCUUUGUGUGAAAGUGGCGGGGAAAAAAAGAGGACCAUGAUACACUGUGGUCUCUAUACCAAAGGAGCCAAACCUAGCCAACAAGACCUGCAUGAGAAAGUUGUCAUUGGUGGUAUUUUUCAUCUCAUUUUACUAGUGCUUGUUUUUGAUUUAGAUUCUUAUACACACAUGCAUGUGCAGGGGAUGUUUGCUACAGAGAAGUUUGGCUGACUCAGGGUGCCACCUAGUGACUUAAAUAUGAAUAACAAUUGGAAAAAAAUAAUUGAAAGUAGGCUGGGAAUCCCUCUUUUGCACAUCCAUAAAAUAUCACUGUUUUUGGUGCCAAUCUUUUUGUGUUAUUUGAGCAUUUGAGUAAUUAUGUACAGAACCACAUCCAUCUCCUCUAAACAGUUGUGAAAAUAAGAGGCUAAAAUGAUUUAAAAGAGCUAUUGUAUUCACUUUGUUUGAUGUUUAAUGUUAAAUAUUCCUUGUAUUGUCUUACUGUUUUUGAUUGAAAAUGAUCUGGCUACAACAAAAGGCACAUAAUAACACUGCUAACUUGAACCAGAUGUGGAUCUGUAAGCUGAUUGCAGAGGUUGUCUGUAAGUGUAACUUGCCCUGAAGUGUCAGAUGAAAAUACAAGUGUUUCUUACAAAACUCUUCUCUGUUGCUGGGUUUUUACAUUCUGUAAAAUGUGUUGCCAGUCACUGUGACA